Molecule: messenger RNA, 763 nt
Organism: Bradysia coprophila
Lineage: Eukaryota; Metazoa; Arthropoda; Insecta; Diptera; Sciaridae
Source: RefSeq, a predicted model, not a curated record
CGCGUAAAGUAUAGUACGUGGUUCCAAAUUUUUAUUUUGACGUGUUGAAAUACCGCCCUCUCCCUCGGGUCCGCCCACCGUAGUCAUACACGCUGUAGUUGAUUGAUUUAUUAAAAUUGGCCUGUACACAAUUAAACUUGAUACUCCUUGCUUGCUCGCUAUGAAAUACUUGGUUUUGUUCUUCAUUUUGCAUCUGUCACAAUCUGAAAAAUCGGAAAUCAAUGUUGUGCUGAAACAUUGCACCUGCUUUAAAAACGAUAAGUAUGUUGAGAAAAUGACUUCGAAACGAAAGCCAAUCAAUCGUACGACAUCAAUCACAUCGAUGGAUAUUUAUUUUCGACCUGCUCUGGAGUUGGACGCUCCUUUGCAUGUUGAAUUUAUUGCAAACAAAAAGUUCACCACCCAGUACAGACCAUUCAUGGUAAACCUAAAGUACGAACUAUGUGCUGCAUUAAAGUUUAAAAAUCAUCCGUUGUACAAAAUUGUUUUUGACAACGUAAAUCGAACCGAAUCAAACAUGUUGGAUCCGUGUCCUUUGAAGGGUCACCGAUUUGUGAAGCCUUACUACACAAGCUACACAAAAUUGCCUCCAUUGUUACCCGUUGGAAUGUGGCGGACUGAUGUUAAAGUAACAAAAGAAUUAGACAACCGAAUCGAAGAAGAAGUUUUCCGAUUCCAUGAUUAUUACGAAGUUACUGCGAAGGGAAUCAUUGAAUUUUAAAAUUUUCGGACGAAAUUCCUGUUUAGCUUGCACACAUUAUCG